This is a messenger RNA of Strongylus vulgaris, 669 nucleotides long. The record is from the annotation of a GenBank genome assembly. NCBI's taxonomy places the organism in Eukaryota, Metazoa, Nematoda, Chromadorea, Rhabditida, Strongylidae.
AUGAAAGUCGUUCUUACCGUAACGUGGACUCCCUCUUGCGUACUUCCUCCUUAUCCAUCUUGCAAAUCCGAAGCUCAUGAUGCUCCGGAUAUAAGUUCUGAAAAUGCAUCUGUUGCAGGACAUAACUCUUCCGAAAUAGGCGGUUGUCAUCCAUCGUAUGACUGGUGUGCCGAAACAGUUCGUGUUCCAUUACCUAUCUACCUUAUUUGCUUCAUUUUCUUCUUUGGAACAGCCUUUCCUUUCACUGGCUCACCAUCAGGAGCAUUGUAUUCGGAAAUACUUGGCCCUCGCAGACAGGGAAUGAUGCAAGGUUUGCAUUCCUUUGGUGGAAGCAUCUCUCAGUUCAUUGCGCCCAUUGUCAUAACGUAUCUCUUCCAUCAUUCUGGCUACAAAUAUGUGAUGGUAGUUCAAAUCUGCACUAUAGGACUUGCCCUGCUGCUUGUAAUAGCAUUCUACAAGCGAUUGGUUCCUCUUAGGAUGAAACCUCCCAUGGGAAAGUAUCUCUUCCAUCAUACUGGCUACAAAUAUGUGAUGGUAGUUCAAAUCUGCACUAUAGGAUUAGCCCUGCUGCUUGUAAUAGCAUUCUACAAGCGAUUGGUUCCUCUUAGGAUGAAACCACCCAUGGGAAAGUCAACAAAAUAUAAAAACGGAGUAUUUUACACAAUGUGA